Messenger RNA from Angiostrongylus costaricensis, 4275 nucleotides. The record is from the annotation of a GenBank genome assembly. Lineage: Eukaryota; Metazoa; Nematoda; Chromadorea; Rhabditida; Metastrongylidae.
AUGAUUCCAGCGCUGAAAUCAGUUGGUGGGCUUAUUCCCAUCAUGCUUCUGCUGGAUUUGGUUGCUGUUUUUUGUUCAGAAGCGCUGCGAACGCAAGAAUUCCAACGAUAUGACGGUUGGUACAAUAAUUUGGCUAAUCGUGACUGGGGAAGUGCUGGUAGUCGACUUCAUCGCGACUCACCGUCGAACUACGAGGACGGCGUCUACAUGAUGAAUCUCUCGCUGCCUUCCGCACGAGUGUUAUCAGAACUCGUCUUCAAAGGUCAAGUGGUCGCGUACGAGAUCAUGGCAUCUACCCAGACCAGUUGCCCGCUUGAAAUCAUGAAAAUUCCGGUACCACCUGGGGAUCCAGUGUACGAUAUCAAUGGAACUGGUACUGAUAUACCGUUUACGCGUGCAAAGUACGACAAGCAAUCUGGUCAAGGUUUUAAUUCCCCCCGAGAGCAGGUAAAUGAGCGAACGUCAUGGAUCGACGGUUCAUUUGUCUACAGUGUAAUGGAAGCAUGGGUGGCGACGAUGAGGUCGUUUGAAAAUGGCACACUUAAGGAGGGAAAUCAGAAAAGGUACCCGCCACUAAACAAUCCUCAUAUUCCGCUGAAUAAUCCACCACCACCGCAAAUUCAUCGACUCUUAAAUCCGGAUCGGCUUUUCCUUCUUGGAGAUUCACGUGUAAAUGAAAACCCUGGUCUGUUGUCCUUUGGAAUAAUUCUGUACAGAUGGCACAAUAUUUUAGCACAAAAGAUUCAGAAGGAAAAUCCAUCUUGGACAGACGAGGAACUCUUCCAAGCAGCUCGACGAUGGCUUAUAGCUACUCUUCAGAAAAUCAUCUUCUACGAUUUUCUGCCUGCAUUGAUCAAUGAGGAAGUGAAGCCGUACACGAAGUACAUGCCGCACGUCCCUCCUGGCAUUUCUCAUGCGUUCGCCGCCGCUGCGUUCCGAUUUCCGCACAGCAUUGUUCCACCAGCAAUGAUUCUUCGAAAGAAUGUGAAUGCUUGUGAGUGGAAUGCGCAAGAUAUCGUGCAAGAGUAUACGGUAGACGAAAUAAUCCUCGGCAUGGCUUCUCAGGUAAGCGAAGCCGACGACAUCAUUGUGGUCGAAGAUCUGCGAGACUACAUCUUCGGACCAAUGCACUUCACGCGACUUGAUGUCGUAGCUUCAUCUAUAAUGCGUGGUCGUGACAAUGGUCUACCGUCCUACAAUAUGCUCAGGAAGGCCUUCAAUCUACGGGAAAAGACGUGGGAAACCAUCAAUCCAAAGCUUUACCAAACCAAUAAAGAGAUGUUCGAUAAAUUGGAGGCUCUCUAUGGUGAUAUCGACUAUCUGGAUGCCUACGUCGGCGGAAUGCUGGAAGUGAAUAACGGCCCCGGAGAGCUCUUCAAAGCCAUCAUCAAGGAUCAGUUUGAAAGACUCAGAGACUCCGAUAGGUUUUGGUUUGAGAACCGUCAGAAUGACCUUUUCACUGACGAAGAAAUCAAGAAAAUACACAAAACGACACUGAGGGACAUCAUUCGCGAAACCACCGAGAUCUCUGAUCAGUGGCUUCAAGAAGAUGUAUUCUACUUCAAAGAAGGACUGGAGCAAUGUGUUCCGUUUAUGAGAUUCGAUCAUUUCACUGGAAAUGAGGUCACGUACAUCUUCACCCUUAUUGGACUGGGAUGCAUUCCACUAAUCUGCUUUGGUAUUGGCUAUAUGCUGAUCCAACGUCGUCGUCGUAUGGGUUGGGACAGCUCGUACGACGACCUCUCGGCAACCGCCAUCGAUGUUUCAGCGUUCGAAUGGUUACAAGAGUGCUUCGUGCGUCAAGUGAUUGUGGAAAUUUCUCCUGGCUCGUUAGUCGUCAGGAAGCCUCGAGGUGGAAUUUUAAGGAAGAUGAUUUUCUCGGAAAACGCUAAGGUGCUUCGUCUUCCUUCUGACAAACAUUUGCCGGAGUUCCUCGCCGCACUUACGCUUUCUUUGAAAAAACUCGAUGGUCAACUCAUAUGCUUUCUCAUACCAAAUAAAGCGCUCCUCGAAAAAGCCGAAACAGAGGAACGCCGUCAGCAGCGUUUGGACCAUUUCUUCCGUGAAGCUUAUGCCCGUGCCUUUAAUCAGCCAAAGCUGAGCGAUUCAAACACUCACGAGAACGACACUGACAGCAUUCUCGAUCAGACCAUAACCAAGUGCGAUCUUUUUCUUGCCUACGAUUUUGCUAGCAGUAGGAGCUCACCUUUUUUUGGAGUAAAUUUUCUUAGCCUACUAUGUUAUAGACACGAAUUCGCACAGGCAAUUGGAAUGCGAGAGACAGACAUGUUCGUACAGCGAAUGUUCGCCAUCACCUCUCAUUCAAGCAGUGACAUGGUGACAUUCGCAGAAUUUCUUGAAGUACUGAAGAAGUUCAGCGAAGGUACGGUAAGGGACAAGUACAAGUUGCUGUUUGCGAUGUGUGACAUACAUGGCCGAGGACGGGUUCAUCGCCGCCAAUUCGCUGAACUCAUUCGAUCGCUGAACGACGUCAUUGGCGUUAGAAUCACGGAAAGCACUCAUGAUAAUGUCAUAGAGAACAUCCUUUGCCGAUCGGGAAUUAGCCCUUCGUCCGAAUACCUGACCGUCGCCGAUUUCGAAGCCAUCUUUGCUCAAGUCGAUGAACGAAGACCCGUCUGCGUUGACUUCCGAGGAACGAAAAUCAAAGUCAAUCUGGAAGAGACAGCGUCGCUGAGUUCUUUCGCCGUUUCCUCAGCGCCCGAGCGCCAAUGUCUUCCGCAUGACAUUUUCGGCUCGUUCGCAGCUUAUGUGGAAACCUAUCGUCAGCACAUCGCCAUCCUAUUCAUCUUCUGUUGUAUCAACAUCAUCGUGUUCUUGGAGAGGUUCUGGCACUACCGUUAUGAGACCGAGCAUCGGGAUCUGCGACGAGUGAUGGGUGCCGGUAUUGCGAUUACACGUGGUGCUGCCGGAGCUCUAUCGUUCUGCAUGGCCGUCGUACUGCUCACAGUUUGCCGCAACGUGAUCACGCUCGUAAGGGAAACCCCACUCGGAGAGUUCAUUCCAUUCGAUUCAGCCAUCACAUUCCAUAAGAUCGUUGCACUGUUUGCUGCAUUCUGGGCGUCUCUGCACACUAUCGGACAUUGCGUGAACUUCUAUCACGUCGCCACACAGAGCCAAGAGGGUCUACAUUGUCUUUUCCAGGAAGCCGUAUUCGGAUCGAACUUCCUACCGUCAAUCUGCUAUUGGUUCUACGGUACGAUUACUGGGCUAACAGGCAUUCUAUUGGUGGCAGUGAUGUCCAUCAUCUAUGUGUUUGCGUUGCCAUGUUUUAUGAAGAGGGCAUAUCAUGCUUUUAGACUUACUCACCUACUGAACGUCGCCUUCUAUGCUCUCACUGUCUUGCACGGAUUACCAAAAUUGCUCGAUUCACCGAAAUUCGGCUACUAUGUUGUUGGGCCUGUGAUAAUUUUCAUUAUUGAUCGGAUCAUGGGAAUGCGUCAGGAAUACAAGAAACUCAAAAUUAUUAACGCUGAGUUACUGCCUUCAGACAUCAUCUACCUACAGUUCAAACGACCGUUGUCGUUUUCUUUCCGCUCUGGCCAAUGGGUCCGCAUUUCAUCGCCGGCGUUCUCAUGCGCCUUCAACGAGUGUCAUGCUUUCUCACUUGCCUCAGCUCCACAGUCGCCUACACUCGAGUUGUAUAUAAAGGUUGUCGGUCCAUGGACGUGGAAGUUGAGGUCGGAAAUCAUUCGUGCUCAAGCAAGCAACUCCUCGUAUCCAUUCGUUCAUAUGAAUGGUCCAUACGGAGAUGGAAAUCAGGAAUGGACCAAUUACGAAGUGGCUGUUCUCAUUGGUGGCGGAAUCGGUGUGACACCGUACGCAUCAACCUUAACCGAUCUCGUUUACUUUCUAUGGAUUUGUCCGACUCACAAAAACUACGAGUGGUUUAUCGAUGUGCUGAAGGACGUUGAAGAACUGGAUCAGAAUCGACUUAUAGAGGGUCACAUCUUCGUCACACAGUUCUUCCACAAAUUUGAUUUGCGAACUACAAUGUUGUACAUCUGUGAGAAGCACUUCCGUGGUGAUCACGAAGGCAAGUCGAUGUUCACCGGAUUACGAGCUCACAAUCAUUUCGGUCGUCCGGAUUUCGACGCGUUCUUCUCGUACAUUCAGAGUGUUCACAACGAGAUCUCCGACAUCGGCAUAUUCAGCUGCGGUCCAUCCAGUCUGAACGACCAAAUCAGUUCGGCUUGUUCUCGCGCGAAUCGAGCACGGAACGCACCAUCCCUCAUGCAUAAGUUCGAGACCUUCUGA